AUGUUCCUUACGGCCGCUGUAACUGCUGUGAUUGCUACAACUUCUGUAACUGCCGUAACUGCGGGAGCUGUUGGAGCCGCCGCAAGUACUGCAGUUGUGACAACUAAUGAAACCGCUUCAACUACGGCAACCACCGUUACUUUUGUAACCGCUGGAGCUGCCAGAGGUGCUUUGAAUGCCGGGGCCUCUGAGGCUGCCAUGACUACUGUGACUAUCGCGACUUCUGGAGCCGUAACUGCUGUAGCUGCUCAGACUGCUAUGACUUCUCUGACCGCUCGUACUAUGACUCCUGUGUCGGCUGGAGCCGUUGGGGCUGCUGUAAGUAUUGUACCUGCUACGCCUGUUACAACUGUUGUAACUGCUUCAACCGCUGCAAGCACUGCAACUGCUGCGACUGAUGUAACUGCUUCAACCACGGCAACUAACGUGACUGUUGUGACUGCUGGAGCUGCUAGAGGUGCUUUAAAUGCUGGGGCCCCUGUGACUGCUGUGGCUGCUGACACUGCUAUUACUUCUCUGACUGCUCUGACUAUUGUGAUUGCCGUGACUGUUGUGACUGCUGCAAUUGGUCUAACUGCCGUGACUGCUGUGACCACUCUACUGUCACCGCCAUGA
Molecule: messenger RNA, 615 nt
Organism: Drechmeria coniospora
Lineage: Eukaryota; Fungi; Ascomycota; Sordariomycetes; Hypocreales; Ophiocordycipitaceae
Exons: 4
Coding region: 1-615 (204 amino acids)
Source: RefSeq, a predicted model, not a curated record